GCUCCAUCUACAGCUCAAAAACGGAUCCGGAAAUCUGAAACUCGAAGAUGCAGCCCUCGGUUUCCGCAGUGCACCGCGGCCUGCUCAUAAGCGAGGUUUUUCGGGUCAUCGCCGCCUGGCUCUGCACGUCCGACAGCAAGAAGACGCUGGUAUCGCUCGGGAUGACGUGCCGAACGAUGGAAGAGGCGUCCAUGGCCAUGUUGUGGGAGACUCUGAGUGGCCCCAUGCCGCUCUUGCAUCUGCUUCCUGCCAAUGUAUGGUCGGAAGUCCCUGACCCGAAAUACGGGACACUCCAGCUUGAAGUAACUAAACCUGAGAACCUCGAAUGGACCAGAUUCAAGCGCUACGCCCAGCAUGUGCGGCACUUCAGUUGGCUACGCCCGGAGAGGGUCUCCUCCAACGUCCUUACUGCACUCGCGAAACACCUACCAGCCGGCCAGCCACUCAUACCGAAGCUUCACACGCUGAUUUGGGACGAGUCCCGGUCGGAAACCUUCGGCCUCCACCUCUUCCUCACCCCAGCCAUCCGGCACGUGGAGCUCACCUUGAGGAAUGGGGACCCAUCCAAGCUGAUGUCUCUCCUCACUCAGAUGGACGCCGUGCGGAAGACCCUCACGUAUCUCAAGAUGACUAUUGGCACGUCUCGCGAGGGGGAGAUGAAGUGCACGGGUCCACUCAGCGACGCCCUCGCGCGGUUCCUCAGCUCCAUGCCGGAGCUCAAAGACUUCUACUGUGCUAUCUGGAGCCUUUCGGCAGGCUGCGUGGAGGCGUUGGCUGCGCUCCCCAAGCUCGCAAAGUUGACGUUGUACGUAGGCGAGCAGGACAAGCACGCAUGGAUCGCCUCGGCGGCCUCCCAUACACGCAGUGGUGCGCACUGGUUUCGUGCCCUCAAGUACUUAGGCCUCUACACGGAACAGAUGGACCGUGGCAUAACGGCAUUCCUCGCAGCCGUCCAGAGCGACCACCUACAGGAGCUGCUGGUGCGCGUCUCUCACCCGCCGGCAGGUUACCACGGGCUGAAGCAGGAGCUUGGGAUCCUAGGCUCGCAGUGCCCGUACCGAGACUCCCUUGCCACCGUGGAGAUCACUUUCCGGAGACCUUCGGCAUACGGUUCCAGCAAUACCAGCACUGACCAGAGUCUACUCAAUCUGCUAGACGUCGAAUACGUGUUGCAGUUGUUCUACGUCUUCCCCCGCAUCCGCAAGUUCACAACUAUCGGUUGGGCGCUGUACGCCGGAGGGAAGUCGCUCCCCCGUCUCGCGAACGCAUGGCCAGAGCUUGAGAGUCUCACGAUGUACGGCUAUAGUGUCCCCGAGUCGUUCAUGGAAGGACACACCGGCAACAUCGUACUGGAGGACCUGGCAAGAAUCCCGCGCCUCCUCCCCCGCCUUCGGACACUCGAGCUCCAAGUGGACGCAAGUGUGGUGCCGGACGCGCAGACCGUCGCGCGCCUGCUGCCCGAGCCAUCGCAGAGCCCGCUGCGGAGCCUCAUUGCGCGCAAUGCGCUGAUCACCGACGCGGACCAAGUGGCGUCCUUCUUGGCUCGCGUGUUCCCGGAACUGGAGCAGGUGGCCUAUGCCAGGAUGGUGGGGUAUCUCGGCAGUCAAGGGGCGACAAUUGGGGAGAAGUGGUCGAAGGUGGAGAGCAUUUUCAAGGAUAAGAUGGGCGCAUCGGAGCACGCCUCAUCUGACAAGUUCAAUUCCAAGUAG
Trametes versicolor FP-101664 SS1 is the source of this 1709-nucleotide messenger RNA. RefSeq lists its product as uncharacterized. The coding region runs from base 48 to 1709 and encodes 553 amino acids. NCBI's taxonomy places the organism in Eukaryota, Fungi, Basidiomycota, Agaricomycetes, Polyporales, Polyporaceae. The record is from RefSeq and is a predicted model, not a curated record. The transcript is spliced from 3 exons.